CGCGCGCGCAGGUUUAUAAGCAGAGCGCCGCGAGCGCACAGAUACUUCUCCAGAGCGCACAAGCAGAGGUUGAUGCAUCCGAUCAAUAUCAAACAGAUCUGCCUGUUUUCAAUGUGUCCCGUCAUGGAGCAGAGCGUCAAAGCGGCCGCAGCCCUGCAGGUGAUCCAGACGCGCAGCUCGCCCAGCGUCCUGCUCGCGUACAAAAGCGCGACGCAAAGACUCGGCGCGACCGGGUUCAGCGUCAGCACGCUCUCCAAAGCAGGACUGGGAAUCCUCAAACUGGCCACGACGCAGCUGAAGCAGCAGGAGCAGAAGGCGCGGGUGGUGCGCGCGUCCAGUCUGGGUAAAGCGCACCCCGCGUCCGUCGAUAAAAAGUCCCCUCUGGACCAGCUGGCCGCGCUUGUCCUGCACGGCAACGCGCGCCUCCCGCCGCUGGCGAACGAGUCGCAUGUCGCCAAGCCGCAGAACUGCAGGCGCAUCGUGGUGCUCGGCGCGCCGCGCGUCGGGAAGACCUCCAUCCUGCGCCGCUUCCUGCGCGACGGCUUCGAGGAGCGAUACGAGCCCACGAGUGAGGAUUUCCACCGGAAACUCUACCAAAUCCGCGGAGAGACUUAUCAGAUAGACAUACUGGACGCGUCCGGAGAGAGGAGCUUUCCCGCCAAGAGGAGGCUGUCCAUCCUGACCGGUGAUAUAUUCCUGCUUGUCUUCAGUCUAGACGACCGCAGCUCGUUCGAGGAAGUGCGCGCUCUGCACGCCGAGAUUGUCGCGGCCAAAACCGCGUUGCACCGAUCCAAACAGAAAGCGUGCGUGCCGACGGUGGUCUGCGCGAACAAAGUGGACUUGCCCUCCGAGCAGCACGCGGUGUCUCGGACAGAGGUGCUCCGUGCGCUCGGUAACGGCUGCGCUCUGUUCGAGACCUCCGCCAAAGACAGCGUCAAUCUGGAGCAGGUGUUCGAGGCUCUGGCGCGGCGCGGCGGUCUCCCCCUCGAGACCGGACCCUCGCAGCACCGCAAGGUGUCCAUCCGCUCGUACCAGGCGCUGCGGGCGGAGAGAGGGAGCACAGCGGCGGCGUGCGACGCUCCGUGCGGCGCUCUCUACCCGCUGGCCCGCAGACCGAGCUUCGGCACCGACCUGCGGCUGGUCCUCGGGCCCAAAGCCAGCAGAAAACAGAGCAAAGCGCUGGACAAGUGUCAGAUUCAGUGAAACAAGUCAGACUGAGAGAAAGAGAACCGCUUUCAACAAAGAACACUGAGGAUAUUGCAGAUACUUUGAUACGUGUUUACCAAAAACAGCACAUUCUAUUCAUGGAGAUGGGUCAGAAUAAGCUUAUUCAUUCAGUUUUCAGAUGAUAUAUAAAUCUCAAUGAAAAAGAGACCUUUAUUACUUGUUUUGUGGUCCAGGGUCACAUACUGUAUAUAUAGAAUUGACCAUUGCAUUUUAAUCCUGGCCUGUAAAAUGCAUCAUGUUGCAUAUGCUGACAUAGCAAAGCCAUUAAAAUGUUUGUCACUGAUGUACAGAGUCAUUUUAAUUCUACUCAGUGCAUUUUAAUGUGUGAGGAACUAUGAGACAUUUAAAGUAAACUUUAGGUUUAACACCACAGAUCCCCACUGUAAACCCCCUGUUGAAGAUCUGCCAUAUUUAAUGACUUGAAUGAAAAUACUGUGAUUACGUCUGAGACAUGAUGAACCGAACUGACUUGAGGCCGCUUUUAUCAGAGCCUCGUUUAUGUCUUUCUGAUGAAGAUCCACUGAGAAUGAUUGAAAAGCCUGUUAAGCGACUGCAGUUUGUCUGAAUGCACGAGAUACUGUAUAAUAUGUAUAGACAUUUGAAAUAAAACAUUUUCAUACAAAGCGUGUCGUCAUGAGUCAGCC
Cyprinus carpio (common carp) is the source of this 1871-nucleotide messenger RNA. RefSeq names its product RASD family member 2b (gene rasd2b). Gene Ontology annotation, molecular function: GTP binding; GTPase activity. The record is from RefSeq and is a predicted model, not a curated record. Lineage: Eukaryota; Metazoa; Chordata; Actinopteri; Cypriniformes; Cyprinidae.